GGGGGGGGGGGACAUUUCAAAAAUAAAAACGCCGCGCAGGGCUUCUCCUUAGUUUACAGCUUCUUGAAAGCUACAGUACAAAAUCCAGGAUUAAUUGCAUUUAUGAUGUGUGCAUUGACAGAGGGAGAGCCCUUUCGACAUGUGUUGAUUUUACAGAAGGUCGGCCUCUAAACCCGACAGCCAGAGGAAAAGAAGGUACCCUGCCGUAACAGCAGCUCCCCAACGUCUCCCCAUAGGGGCGUCCAGAGGUGCCACAACUGCACAAGGUAUCAAAGCGUUAAGCGACGCUCCGGCCCCGGGAUGACACUCUCAGGCACUGCUUAUUCCAGAGAUAGUGAAAGCUUUACUGACAAGACUCAAGCCAAAGUCAAUAGAAAAUGCUGUCCCAGAACGCGGGGCGGGGGGGUCAGUUUCAGUCAGCUGUAGUUGCUGGGAACAAAGGAAACGAGGAGACAGCGUGACUGAGCAAGGAUGGCUCGGGGAAGUUCGGCUAGGAGCCCAUUGCAAGCAGACGCUGGCGUCCCGUUCCGCAUGGAGGAAACCAGUCGAGCCUCUGAUUACAUCACAUUCUAUCAUAUUCUUAAAGUCAACCGCAUUCAACUCCUCAGAUAAUCCAGUAACAGCAUCCAUUAACAAACUGCAGCUGGAUUAGGACCAUGAAGACAAUUAGCAAGGGGUUGUCACGUGGAUGACAACGGUCAUUCACUUGUUUCUCUCAAAAUGCAAUAAAUGAACGUUACCCACGUCGCAGCAGCCAACAAGACGAGUUAGAGAGAACUUCAGAAUAAAUAAGGAUAAGAGAAAAACAAAAAAAGGUCAAUGCUGGACAGUUUUCUUUUUCUCUUUCCUCCGAACAGAAAUGUACCAUGUCUUUGUCUCCCUUUCUGUCUGUAUACACAACAUCUUUCCCACAUGGCAAAUGGGGUCCCGUGUGUUUCAAUGGAUAUUUUGUAAAUACAAAAAGGGCCCUAACUAAGAGUUGGCUUCACACAACCUUCCAGUCCACAUGUAACGAACAUGGAGCGAACAAGCAGCAUUAGGAGAAAAGCCACAGCUAGACAGCGCAAAGGAGAAGUGAUGAUCGCCGGAGAACAACUGAGGUUGAGACUCCACGAUGGAAAGCUGAUCAAGGACCGCCGCUACCACCUGCGCACGUAUCCCAACUGCUUUGUGGCACAGGAACUUAUAGACUGGCUGGUGAGCCACAAGGAAGCUCCAGAUCGAGCGACGGCCGUCCGCCUCAUGCAGCACCUCAUGGAUCAUGACAUCCUUCACCACGUCUGUGAUAAGAGGCCGCGGUUCAAGGAUGCCAAACUGCUGUACCGUUUCCGCAAGGAUGACGGCACGUUUCCCUUCAACAGAGAGGUGAAAAUCUUCGCGCGAGGCCAACGGCUCUAUGAACAUCUCAUAGGGGACAAGAAGUCAAUUCUGCAGCUGAGAGAGGAGCAUGGCGUUGCAUAUCAGCGCUCCUUUCCUGGCGGCCAGUUGAUUGACUGGCUCCUUCAGAACGGGGAGGCGGAGAGCCGGCGCCGGGGGCUGGAGCUGUGCCGCGCAUUGCAAGAGCAUGGCAUCAUUCAGCACGGUGAGGGGAGCCCUCACCCGGCCCCUCUGAUGUCUGGCACCGGGAACGAGCGCGCUGUCAGAGGCCGCUGUCAGUGGGCGGCCAGCAGAGAAACAGCAAACACAACCCGUCGACUCUUUGUGAAAGAUUCAAUUCAUCACCAAAAACGGUUUUCUUUGUUGCUUCCCCUAUCUCUCUCUCUCUCUCUCUUCCCACUUCCACCCCUAGUGGCAAAGAAGUAUGAAUUCUUUGACAGCGGAUUGCUGUAUCAGUUCUGCAUCAAUUUCCGCCGUAGACGUCGUCUAUCUGAACUGCUGCGCGAGAGUGAACAGGACGACGACAAAGUGUCCACACAGGAGGACAGCCGCGGCGACAGUCCGUCCGUUCGGCACAAAAGCUCGCCUCAGGAAGGCGAUAAUGCUUUCCAGUCGGUGAGGGUAAGUAAAGAUCUGACAUCGGUCACCGGUGGGCGUCGAGGCAGCUCGAACUCUGCGCAGCUUCAAUCUUCUGGAUUUCCACUUCUGGUCCAGCUGUCUUCGUCCUCUGUGAGAUGCAAUCCUGAAUCAGGCGAGCUGCUAAGAAGACAUUUUACAUGCGAGGAGUUAUUUGCACCCGGGGCUCCUUUAAUCAAGAAAGUGUUGACGGUUAUCGGAGACGCCCUGGGCUGGGGCUUUGUUGUCAGGGGCAUGGCACCCUGUUACGUGCAGGCCGUCGACCCUGAAAGCCCAUCAGCAGCUUCAGGAGUUAAGGUGCGGCAGUUUGUGUGCCAGGUGAACGGACAGUGCGUCCUCUACCUGAACUACAGGACCGUCACCAGACUGGUGAUGACAGGCCCUCGCACGAUCGUUCUGGAAGUUCUGGAACCGCUAGAAUGAAGACAACAACAAGUUUUCAAGUUUAGUUCUUGUUUUAGAUACAACUAACAUUUACCAAAACUGAAAUAUACAAUUAUGUAAUGUAUUAUUUUCAAUUAAAGCCUAUUCUGUAUUACAUGGACCGGACAGAGGUCAUGAGCUCAUUAAUGAAACAAAAAGGAAAAUAAAUCAAUGAACAUGG
Molecule: messenger RNA, 2617 nt
Organism: Gasterosteus aculeatus aculeatus (three-spined stickleback)
Lineage: Eukaryota; Metazoa; Chordata; Actinopteri; Perciformes; Gasterosteidae
Source: RefSeq, a predicted model, not a curated record